Nycticebus coucang (slow loris) is the source of this 2822-nucleotide messenger RNA. RefSeq names its product asporin (gene ASPN). Lineage: Eukaryota; Metazoa; Chordata; Mammalia; Primates; Lorisidae. Gene Ontology annotation, molecular function: protein binding. The transcript has 8 exons. The record is from RefSeq and is a predicted model, not a curated record. Bases 295 to 1419 code for a protein of 374 amino acids.
AAACAGUGAUGGAAAACACAUGAGCAGUAACAAGUUUUAAUCUUGCUCCUCAGUACUAACAUGGACUAAUCUGUGGAAGCAGUUUAUUCCAGUAUCACCCAGGGUGCAGCUACACCAGGGGCUGUAUAGAAGAGUGUUUUUUUCUUUUAAAUGUAAUACCUCUACAUUUUUUCCUCUUAAAUAGCGCUGACAACAUUUACAUUAUAGAUAAGUAGUACAUAGUGGACAAAUUCUACUUUCAAGAGGACUACUCUCUUCUGACAGUUCUAGAUUGGUCCUCUACACUAAGACGAAAUGAAGGAAUAUAUACUCCUACUGUUCCUGGCUUUGUGUUCUGCCAAACCCUUCUUUAGCCCUUCACAUAUAACACUGAAGAAUGUGAUGCUGAAGGAUAUGGAAGACACAGAUGAUGAUGAUGACGACGAUGAUGACAACAACUCUCUUUUUCCAACAAGAGAGCCAAGAAACCCCUUUUUCCCAUUUGAUCUGUAUCCAACUUGUCCAUUUGGAUGUCAGUGCUACUCUCGAGUUGUACAUUGUUCUGAUCUGGGUUUGACCUCAGUCCCAAGCAACAUUCCAUUUGAUACACGAAUGGUUGACCUUCAAAACAAUAAAAUUAAGGAAAUCAAAGAAAAUGAUUUUAAAGGACUCACUUCACUUUAUGCUCUGAUUCUGAACAACAACAAGCUAACAAAGAUUCACCCCAAAACCUUUCUAACCACAAAGAAGUUGCGCAGGCUGUAUUUGUCUCACAAUCAACUAACUGAAAUACCACUUAAUCUUCCCAAAUCAUUAGCAGAACUCAGAAUUCAUGAUAAUAAAGUCAAGAAAAUACAAAAGGACACAUUCAAAGAAAUGAAUGCUUUACAUGUUUUGGAAAUGAGUGCAAACCCUCUUGAUAAUAAUGGGAUAGAGCCAGGGGCAUUUGAAGGGGUGACAGUGUUCCACAUCAGAAUUGCAGAAGCAAAACUGACUUCAGUUCCUAAAGGUUUACCAUCAACUUUACUGGAGCUUCAUUUAGAUUAUAAUAAAAUUUCAACUGUGGAACAAGAGGAUUUUAAACGAUACAAAGAACUACAAAGGUUGGGCCUAGGAAAUAACAGAAUCACAGAUAUUGAAAAUGGAAGUCUUGCUAACAUCCCACGUGUGAGAGAAAUACAUUUGGAAAACAAUAAACUUAAAAAAAUCCCUUCAGGAUUACCAGAGUUGAAAUACCUCCAGAUAAUCUUCCUUCAUUCUAACUCAAUUACAAAAGUGGGAGUGAAUGACUUCUGUCCAACAGUGCCAAAGAUGAAGAAAUCUUUAUACAGUGCGAUAAGUUUAUUCAACAACCCGGUGAAGUACUGGGAAAUGCAACCUGCAGCAUUUCGUUGUGUUUUAAGCAGAAUGAGUGUUCAGCUUGCAAACUUCAGAAAGUAAUUAAUUAGUAAUAAGUACUGUCCAUUUAAUAUAAAAUUCAAAAAUUCUUACAUUUGGAAUACUUGAAGUCUAUUAAUAAUGGUGGUAUUAUUCUCACAAGCAAAAAUCUAUUCCAACAUAGUAAAUCCAUGACUUGUUUUAUGACAAAAAAUUUCAACAAAGUUUUGCCAUUGAUACAUAAGGAUUAAGAGAAGCAUUUAUUGUUGUUUCUUUUUGCAUACAAAUAAUUUUGCAUAAAUCUCAUGCUUGACCAUUCUUUUCUCAGUAACAAAAAAUGAGACAUUGAGUAUUUAGCACUUUGUUAUCAAGCAUAUUUAAAAAAAAAAAAAACUAUUACAAAUGGAAUGGUUAACUUAACAAAAUUUGUGCUCUUUCAUUUGUUGUCAGAAAAACAAAAUUGACAAGAACAAUAUAAAGAGUGCAUUAUACUAUUCUUUUUCUUUCUUUAAUAACUUGAGUAGUACUAUAACACUUCUAAUCACGUGGAAGUAUGAUUUGAUAUAAUCAUAUUGAAAUUCUCAUGUUUCAGAGCCUGUCUUUUAUGUUUAAAACUAACUUCUGGCUGAGUGUGGUGGCUCAUGCCUGUAAUCUCAGCACCCUGGGAGGCUGAGGCAUAAGGAUCUCUUGACAUCAGGAGUUUGAGAUCAGCCUGGGCAAAACAGUGAAACGUCGCUAAAAAAAAAAAAAAAUUAGCCAGGUAUAGUAAUACACACCUGUAGUCCCAGCUACUGGGAGGCUAAAGCAAGAGGAUCCCUUGAGCCCAGGGAUUAGAGGGUGCUGUGAGCUUCAGCUAUGAUCAUGCCACUGCACUCUAGCCUGGACACAGAGUGAGAUCCUAUCUUCAAAAAAAAAAAAAAAAACCAAACCAAAAACAUAUGGAAAAAACCACUCUACCUUCUCAAAAUAAAGCCUUCAGUAAAGUGUUCAUUACCAACUCAAUGUGCUAUUCAUAAGAGCUGGUUUUGGGGCUAUCACAUGUGCCUUUCUUUUUUAAUUAUUAUAAUCUGAUUACAAAACCUCUGUAAAAAAUGUGUAGUGAGUGUUCAUAUAAAAUCUGUAACUCACAUUUUUUAUUAUCAGUUAUUAUAAGCUUUUAAUGGCAUGGCAAUUGUUAGUUUAUAUAACACUGUCACCUCAACUCUAAGGAAUAUUUUCAAGAUAUCCCUUUGGAAGACCUUGCUUGGAAGAGCCUGGAUACUAUCAGUGCUAUACCAAUCUGUCUCCUCAAAUAUGUACAAACUGGAAAUACACCUACUACAACUGAAUAGGCAGAGCAUGAAAUUAAACAGACAAAAAUGGAAAGCUCUGUUUAAAAGAAUACUUUGUGUAUUUUUAUUGGCAUUCAACAUAAAUUAAAUAAAAUUAGAAAAUAAGAAAAAUACCAUUAAAAGUAUUGGUCUGAA